GUCGAUUGAUUGAUCAGGAAUGAACGGCGAUUCGGCUCAUCACGCGUAUCACGUUGGCCCGAAGGGCCGCGUGUUCAAGCGCCGUCCCGCCUUGCCGUGCUACGACAGCCCGCCCCAGACACGCGUGCCGCGAGAUCUGCUCGACGCCGUCAGCAGCGACCCAGACAUGCAGCUGGUGGCAUCAUUUCAAGUGCCCAGGAGCGACGGCCGGGCCUUUCGAGUGCUGAAAGGGCAGCUCUGCCGGUUUGUGGUCAACGAGGGCAGUCAAGUGGGGGACGGUACUUAAGCAGACUCAUUAAAACACUGGCACAAUGGAUGGAUGGGUUCAUGUGGUGUGUGGUGUGAUUGUCAGUGAAUGUGUGGAACUUGCACAACCACAAGGAGCGGUUCUACUCUGGCAAGACGCGGCAGCUGCACGCGUCCCACCUGACGGCUUACGACCGGCUGUGGAGCUGCAUGCCCUUCGAACGACCCAUGGCCACUAGUAAGCACACUAUAAACACGCGCAUCACACGCGCAUUUCGUGAGCCUCCGUCUCUCUCUGUGUGGGUGUGUGGGUGUCUUGUGUAUGUUUUUAAUCGAUCAGUCACUGUCGACACGAUAGCUUAUGGUUGGGACGAGGACGGCGCGGGAGUGCAUGACGUCAUCGGCACACGUGAGAGAGUGAGAGAGAGGAACGGCUCGCUCUAGACUCUGAGAUGGAUUCCUGGACGAACACGGUGUGCGUAUCUGUUGCUGGAUGGCCGCAGGAUGCGAUCCUUACAUUCACGAGCGGCUGACGGGCAAGAGCCACGGCACCACGUGCCAUGAGAACAUCACCAGGGCCAUCAAACCCUUCGGACUCACAGAGCGCGACGUGCACGACGUGAGCAAGGGAGCAGCUGCGUGUGUGCAUGUGAGAUGGGUGAUGUGAUUGAUGAGUGUAGGUGUUCAACAUCUUUAUGUGCACUGGCUUCGACCCAAAGAGCCACACCUACUUUGCCAAGGGCAGCCCAGCCGUGAGCUAUGCACAAACGCCGCAUGAAACCUCCCGUCCUACACCACAGUGGUGUUGCGUGUCUGUCUUGAUUCAGGAGGUGGGCGACGCCAUAGAGAUGCUUGCCGAGUUCGAUCUGCUCGUCGCUCUCAGCUCCUGCCCACAGGGGGACGUAUCAAUCCCUUGGUAAACAUAAACACGCCACCACACCAUCGACACACCGAUCUCACCCAAGUGCCCUUCUUGUCAUGUCAGCGGUCAGCCCGUCCCCGAUUCGGUGACCUUCCCCCUCUUGGUGGAGAUCCGGCAGCCCUCACAGGCCACCCUGCAGCAGUACUUCGCGUGGAGCGACCCGACCACGUCUCUGCCGUCGCUGCCGUGUGCUGACGAGCAGGACGCCGCACCAUUGGUGGAGAGGGACGGGUUGGGAGCGGUGCUGGGGGCGAAGGGGUCUGAGGCGCCCAAGCGGUCUGAUAGCGGUACGCUGCUGCUCGGCCAGUGAGUGAGUGAGAGAGUGGGUAAGGGAUUGCCAUAGAUAGGCCGAAUCGUCGCGUGUUUUUGGACGCGGUCGUCGGUUGGUCGGUCGUGUUUCUCUGGGGUGUCUUCUUGGUUUGGGUGACGAUAAUGGAUGUGGAUAAGU
Molecule: messenger RNA, 1616 nt
Organism: Vitrella brassicaformis
Lineage: Eukaryota; Vitrellaceae
Source: the annotation of a GenBank genome assembly